Molecule: messenger RNA, 173 nt
Organism: Adineta steineri
Lineage: Eukaryota; Metazoa; Rotifera; Eurotatoria; Adinetida; Adinetidae
Source: the annotation of a GenBank genome assembly
AUGACUAGUCUUGAUUCUCACUCUACUAAUUUAUCUGCUAAUGCUUCAGCCGAUUCGAAUGGUGCUUGUCCUCAUUGUCAUCAACCUAUGAAGAAAAGUGCAACUUCCACUGGUGAUUUUCGAACUACUUUAGACAAGUUAUUUCCUAAUGCAUAUGGACUGGAAGAAUUUGU